AUGGUUGAACCAACCGCAUCGCCAUUCAACUUUCGUCGUACACAAUCGUGCCGCGUACCAAACAAAGUUAUGGAAACGACACCAGCGAAUAUUCGCCGAUUGAAAUUCGAUCGAGCGUUUACUGUACAGGACGAUUUGCCAUCAUGUUCGAAGAGGACAGGUCAAAAUGGAAGUUUACGAAAACCGAAUCGAUUGACGGGAAGAUCACGUUCGCAGCGACGAGGCACACUGAGUUCCAUCGCAUCGUUGUCGUUCAGCCAAAAGCAGGCGCUUUCAGCCUCAUGGCGCUUGCUGCGCCCACAAGCGCCAGGUCUUUUUCGAAAAGUGCUGUUGGAGUUGGAAAUUGUGUCGAGCAAAGUGAAACAGAUUUUCUACAAAGCACUGUGUGUGGACGCGUUCAACAAAGACGAUGAAAAUAAAGCAACGAUGGAUGCACAUGUCAGAUUAAUUGUGAAAUUCUUCGAUGAUCUUCUGACGACGUUAGACGACGAAGCGGAAUGUAUCAAUCGAAUGAAGCAGAUUGGCACAUCGCAUGCGAUCCUUGCGAGGACGUGUGCGUUUUCGAGUGACAUUUGGGAGCAGCUGGGUGAAAUAACCAUGGAAAGGCUUUGUGCUCAUGAACUUAUUCAGAAUCGAGAAGCUGUUCGAGCAUGGCGAAUAUUGCUAGCGUGUAUCAUCGACGAACUUCGUGGAGGUUUCGACGAAGAGACUCGCUAUUACAAAAAAACCUCCUCUGCCGAGCAUUUGGAAGAUGUGGACAAGGGUGAAAAUGACAAAACAACAUCGAAUGGAAUCCAGGAGAAAAUGCGUCAACUACGUUUGGAGUACGACUCAACAGUGCCUUACGAAAAGUAG
Molecule: messenger RNA, 855 nt
Organism: Necator americanus (New World hookworm)
Lineage: Eukaryota; Metazoa; Nematoda; Chromadorea; Rhabditida; Ancylostomatidae
Exons: 9
Coding region: 1-855 (284 amino acids)
Biological process (GO): response to hypoxia; oxygen transport
Molecular function (GO): heme binding; oxygen binding; oxygen carrier activity
Source: RefSeq, a predicted model, not a curated record